Molecule: messenger RNA, 2193 nt
Organism: Pochonia chlamydosporia 170
Lineage: Eukaryota; Fungi; Ascomycota; Sordariomycetes; Hypocreales; Clavicipitaceae
Product: transposase-like protein
Exons: 2
Coding region: 1-2193 (730 amino acids)
Molecular function (GO): protein dimerization activity
Source: RefSeq, a predicted model, not a curated record
AUGCCUGUCGGGUCGUCUAUUUUCGAAGAGGGCGUUGGAUACGACGAAUUAAGCUCACCGGCACCAGAAUCAAGCAUCUCCGCAGCUGAGCGCUCUCAUUCUGCCCCCUUUUCCGCCGCAUCCUCCGCGUCUACGCCACAAUCGCAGCCGAAGAAACGUAAACUACGCGCGCCAGAAACCUGGAAGCACUUCCGUGUGCCUCGAGAAGAGGAAGAGACACACCAGAACAACCAGAGACUCUGGUAUUGCCAACAUUGUCACAAUCCGCCAUGGCGAACAGUAUCGACAACAAGUGCUAAACGGCAUAUGCGAAGUGACCACGGUAUUAUCCUUGGUGACGAAGAAAGGCCAGCCAAGAAGGCACUUCAACAGUCUCUCGAAGUAGCAUUUACACGUGUAGAAGAGAAGAAUCGAGAGCUAGCAUCUCGUGACGAACAAUCGAUACUACGGAAUACGAUCCAACUUGACGCAUUUUGUGAGGCUCAGAUCCAGCUUAUCGUACGCCGGCGUCUCCCGCUCAACUGCGUCUCGUGGCCGGAAUACCAAGCACUUCUCUGCGCGGUUAACCCGAGGGCUGAAGAGAUCCUUAUUCACUCAGGCAAUACGGUAUUGGCUCAUAUUGAGCUGUCUUACGCCAGACAUCGCGAAAACAUCAAGGCUCAAUUACAGGCGGCAAAGUCGCAAGUCCACUUCAGCAUUGACCUAUGGUCAUCGCCACAUCGCAAAGCCUUUCUAGGCAUCUGUGGGCAGUGGGCUGAUGAGCACUAUGAGCUCCGCGAGGCUCUAUUAGGCCUUCCUAACGUGCAGCACAGUCACUCUGGGGAGACGAUGUCGCGGCACUUACUGGACACCAUACGGUACUUCGAUGUCGCAGGCAGUAUUGGCUACUUUACAUCGGACAACGCCACCGCCAAUGACACUUGCCUGCGUGCUUUAUCAAGGGCAUUGGCGAAUGAGUUUGGCGUUGGAAUGGACCCCGUUGAACGCCGUGUUCGGCGUGGAGGCCAUAUCAUCAAUUUGUGCCUCCAGGCGUUUCUCUUCGCCUCCAGCAAAGAGGCACUCAACGCGGCGAUCGAAGAGGCAGAUGGCAACGCGGACACUACAGUUGUUGAGUCACUGCAGGCGCAAUUGCAGCAAAAGCACAGCAAGGGUAAGUGCCGAAAAGUGCCGGAAGAUCAAGCCGGGUGGCGGUCCAUAGGCCCUCUUGGUAAACUACACAAUAUCGCCGUGUUUAUACGGAGUUCUACAGUGCACAGCGAUGCGUGGCAACGCCUGACAGGCCGUACACUCGGCAUUGACAAUGCGACGAGGUGGAAUUCAUGGUACAUGCUACUUCGGACUGCACUUGAGAAGAAAGACAAGCUUAUGGUGUUUCAACAAGAGCACCACAAGGCCCUGGGGGACGAUAGUCUCACACAGGAUGACUGGGACGUCCUCAGGUUAACGGCGGACUUCCUCCAACCCUUCUGGCAGGCUACGCUGGCGCAGCAGAAGAAAUGGGCGUCGUUAGAUCAGUUACUUUACCACAUGGACAUCUUGCUCAAGCAUUUUGAAGAUGCUAAGAAGACGUACAGCGAUAAUCAGCGUCUCAUCCACUCUAUCCAUAUGGGCUGGUUUGUGCUUGACAAGUACUACUUUAAGACUGACGAGACGCCUGUGUAUUCCGCGGCACUGCUUCUCCACCCUUCAAAGCGAUUAAAGUACCUCCGCCAGAACUGGCACGAUGAUUGGCAUGAUGGUGCGAUCAAUAAAGCCAGGCAGAUCUGGGCUCAGUACAAAGAUCUUCCAGUUGCCAACAUUCCAGAGGAGCCUGCGGAGACACAGAUGACAGCGUAUGAUAAGCUGGCGCAAUCACUCGAUGUGACGGAGGCGUGUGACGAUGAAGAUGAGCUGGAGAAGUUUAUUAACGGUUCUCCAUGCAAGAUCGCAGUUAGUCCCCUUGAAUGGUGGACCAGAGAGGAGCAACUGGUGGAAUAUCCGCGGCUGCACAAGAUGGCUAUUAAUAUACUUUCGAUUGCGCCUAUGUCGGACAAGGCCGAACGAGUCUUCUCAGGUACGCGGCGUACUGUUUCGUACGAUCGUGCACGCCUUGGGGCAGAAACUAUUGAGAUGACAGAGUGUCUUGGAAGCUGGAACAAGAAUGACCUUAUUCGGGAGGUGCAUGUAGUGCGAGAGGACGACAACUUUGACUGA